Symsagittifera roscoffensis is the source of this 925-nucleotide messenger RNA. Its product is annotated as protein FAM8A1-like. The transcript is spliced from 2 exons. The coding region runs from base 20 to 868 and encodes 282 amino acids. Lineage: Eukaryota; Metazoa; Xenacoelomorpha; Acoela; Convolutidae. The record is from RefSeq and is a predicted model, not a curated record.
UGUUUUCAGAUUAAUAAUUAUGUCAUCCUCAGAUCGUAAGAAGGCAUUAGCAAAUCUUCAACAAUGGAAUUACGAGUGUGCCGUCUACAACGCCUUGUGGCAACAAAACCAAAUGCGCUACAUGGUAAAUGCAUACGAGAAAGUAACGGGUAAUAAAAUACCUCCGCCUCCCCCAAGCAGAGAAAACACAGACUCGUCGUCAGCAGGGACGAAUUCCGACCCAAAUGUUGCACGCAGACGAAUGGCGGCUCCCGAAGUCAGCACUACCUUCGACAUUCCAACCUUCACGACUCGGAUAUUCGCAGAGCUUAUCGACUUUUUCAUCGUGUUUGCAAUCAAGUUCUUCAUCACAAAUAUAAUUUUAAUGCAAGUCUUCGACAUUAAACUGGCACGGAGCAAUUUUAGCUUUAGUUAUACGUUUGACGAGUUACAGCUGGAACUUUUGAACUUGGAUUCGGGGUUGAUGCAGGAAGACAAUGUGAUGCAAGAACUGAUUGAAAUCAUCCUCAUAGGAGGGAUACAUAAGCUAGCGGUGAUCAUACUGGAAAUGUGGUUCUUAGCAGGUCGUCGAGACAAUCUAGGUGGAUGUACGCCCGGAAAAUACGCAAUGGGUAUUCGGGUCAUUGGAUGUACGAGUGCAGACAGCCUGGGUCCAGAAGAAGCUCUGGUUACAGGGUGCAGGAAUCUGGGUUAUGGGAGGUCAUUUGUGAGGUCAAUGAUCAAAAAUAUGGCCAUGACUUUUUUCUUUCCUCUGGUGUUUACAGUUAUGAUGUACAACAACAGAACUGCCUAUGACGUGGUCUCCCAUUCCCUAGUGGUGUAUCAUCCGUCGAGAGGGCCCAACAGGAAUAAUGCUAAUCGGGAAUAGGUUUUUAAUGUUAGUGUGUGAAACUCAAAUAAAUCAAGGAAAUUAAAUUUAAAAUAU